AUGUACGAUUGCGUAUACAUCUGGAACAACUGGGCAACCGAAAGGUGUUAUGAUAACACAUGGGAACGUAAUAGCAUGCACAACUGCGCUGUAUUUUUUGAAGACUGCGACUUUUCAAGUGGACCAGUAGUCCGACAAGUGAUGCAAUUUCAGGAGGUGAUGAUCAGUUUCCUGCCUCUGGCACACAUGUUUGAAAGGUUGCUCGAGACAGCUGCUUUUAUGACUGGAAUGAAAGUUGGUUAUUAUGCGGGUGAUGUCAAAGCAUUACUUGAUGAUAUCAAGGAACUACAACCCACCGUUGUACCGGCCGUGCCCCGUGUGCUCAAUCGCCUCUACGAUAAAGUGAACACGGAGCUGAACAAGUCUUAUUUAAAGAAAAUGUUAUUUUCAUUAGCUUUAGCAUCAAAACGACUGGAUGUGCAGCGAAAAAUUCGCGAAAGUCUGGGCGGACAUGUUAAACUUAUGAUUACUGGCUCUGCGCCAUUGUCCGGUGAAGUUCUCGAAUUCAUUCGAAUUGUUAUGGGAUGUGUUGUUCUUGAAGGAUACGGGCAAACCGAAUGUGUUGCCGAAUGUACACUGAGCUGUGAAGCUGAUGGCACUACGGGUUGUGUUGGAAUACCUGUUUAUUGCAACAAAAUUAAACUUGUUGACGUACCUGAAUUGGGCUAUUUUGCUAAGGAUCAGGUUGGCGAAGUAUGUGUUAAAGGAUACAAUGUUUUCAAAGGGUACCAUAAAAAUGAGGAAUUAACAAAGGAAGCGCUGGAUACAGAGGGUUGGUUGCAUACAGGUGAUAUUGGUCGCUGGACGAAACAAGGAACCCUCAAAAUUGUUGAUCGCAAGAAGCAAAUUUUUAAAUUGGCACAGGGUGAAUACAUCGCUCCAGAAAAGGUGGAGGCUAUUUAUUUGCAGUCAAAGUAUGUGGCACAGAUUUAUUUGCAUGGCGAAAGUUUGAAAACUUGCUUGGUUGCUAUUGUUGUCCCAAAUGCUGAGGAACUGUACGACUUAGCGGACCAGCUACAUAUGCAGAAGAAAUCUUUGCCCGAAAUAUGCAAAAAAAGCGAAAUCAAGAAAGCUGUGCUGAGCAAUAUGACUGAAACGGCGAAGCUCAAGGGCCUUUGUUCAUUUGAACAGGUUAAAGAUAUUCACUUGUGCGCGGAGCCUUUCUCAGUUGACAACGGCCUCUUGACACCGACACUGAAAAAUAAGCGCUCUGUGCUGAAGAAGCAUUUCGCAAAGGAGCUGGCUGCACUGUACUCGAAAUUGCAAUGA
Messenger RNA from Gongylonema pulchrum, 1269 nucleotides. The record is from the annotation of a GenBank genome assembly. NCBI's taxonomy places the organism in Eukaryota, Metazoa, Nematoda, Chromadorea, Rhabditida, Gongylonematidae.